GUGGUGGCGGUGGUGGUGGCCUGGUCACCUGGUGAGUGGCUUGGGCUCUUAUUUAAUCAUGUUUAUUUUAUCUCUCUCUUUCUUAAUCACAUACCCUUUCAUCCCAUAAUCACCAUUAUGAAAUUUUGACUUUGGAUCCGUGUUGUACCUCAAAGUUACAACUAAAACUUAACGGAGGUAGUAUUUUAAUUCAAAAAAAAAAAAAAAAAUUUGAAAAUGAAAAAAUAAAGUGACAUUUGCAAGUAUUAUUCAGUUGACUCAAGUAGAAGACAUUGACUUAAAGAAUACAACCAACAAUUUCGGCGGACAACUUAACUGGUUUUCCAAAUGGAAGGCGACAAAUCAAUUUCCGGCGAAUCAUACGGCGGCGAUUCAACCUCACGCGCCAAACAACUCAAACCUACUCGUGAUCGACUCAGCGAUUUACCCGAUUUAGCACUCACUCACAUUCUCUCUCACUUGUUCGUCGAAGAAGCAGCAAGAACUACCGUUUUAUCGAAACGUUUCAACUCAAUAUGGAACUCAGUUUCCGUACUCAAUUUUUCCGACGAGAAUUCCGGCAAAGUUGGUAAAUUUUUCAUCAGUUUUGUUGAUAUUGCACUUCAGCUGCAUCGUCGCCGAGAAAUCGAGAGAUUUUCCGUCAAAUUUGGGUAUGAUUUCAUGUUUUCGAGUUCUGUUGAUGAUUGGGUUGAAUUUGCUGUUAAAAAGCAGGUUAAAUUUCUGUGUUUGGAUUUAAUUCAGAGACGUAGUAGUAAUCGGCUUCAAAUUCCGAUUAUUGAGUAUAAAUUGCCUGAAAUUCUGUACAAUUAUAAGAAUUUGGUUGAAUUGGUUACUAAUGCUUGUAAGAUUUCGACUGAGGGGUUGAUUAAUUGGGGUUCAUUGAAGUUAUUGAGUGUGUCGAAAACAAAGAUGAAUGAGGAAUUGAUUUCUAGGGUUUUGAGUGGGUGUCCUGUGUUAGAGACAUUGGAGUUGAGGGAAUGGAGUGGUUUUGAUAAGCUGAAGAUUGAAUCAAGUAGUUUGAGGGUGUUGAGGAUUGUUGAGGAGCAACGUCCGAAUUAUGUUGUACAACCUGAAGAUAAUUGCUUCUUGGAGGUUUCGGGUCCGAAUCUUGUGUCCUUGGAAGUUUCGGGUUCUUUGUAUAGGACCAAACUUCGGUUGAGUGAUGUAGGGUGUUUGUCUAAUGCUAUGAUGAAUUUCGAGAUUAUGCCUCAGAGGCGUGGUUCUACAAAUUCUCGGUUUGCUGUGAGGGAUCAAGAUAUUGUAAGGGAAGUCCUUGAGAGUCUUUGCUUAGUAAAGGCAUUGACGAUUGGCGGAUGCUGCAUUAAGGCUGUAUCUACAUGUGAGGCUUACAACCUAUCAUCUCCUUGGUCAGAACGACAAAGUUUAACUCUGUGCAUACAUAUACGCAAAUGGGAUCAUCUUGGAAUAGUUAGCCUACUACACAGUUCUCCUUGUUUGGAGACUUUAGCCGUCAGACUCUCUUAUUGUUCUGAUACGUGUGCUUUGGAGCAUUCCUUUUCCAACAAUCGUGACGAGGAAUACUAUUGGAAGUCAUGGAGUACAAUUUCCAAAUGCCCCCUUCAGCAUCUUAAGACAGUCAAGGUCAUUGGUUUCCAUGAAUCAUGCACAUCAAUGAAGCCCCUGUUUCAGUUUCUGGAGUUUUUGCUUCGAAACUCUAGUGCUCUUCUAGAGAUUGCUAUUCAAGCAUCAAGAUAUGUGACACAGGGGACAGUAGAUGAGGCUCUAAAGCUUCUUGAUGUUCCCACAGCCUCCCCCGAUGUGGUAGUGCACUACGAACCCUCUCAUCUUUGGGUGGAUCCCCUCUACGUGUACCAAAAGUUAACUCUUGUAAGCUGCCCUGAAGAAGUGGCAUGUUAAGAAUUCAUAAUGUAAAUAUUUUAAGCUUUAUAAAUUAUCUACUUUCAGA
Molecule: messenger RNA, 1927 nt
Organism: Chenopodium quinoa (quinoa)
Lineage: Eukaryota; Viridiplantae; Streptophyta; Magnoliopsida; Caryophyllales; Amaranthaceae
Product: putative F-box protein At1g49610
Exons: 3
Coding region: 328-1878 (516 amino acids)
Molecular function (GO): protein binding
Source: RefSeq, a predicted model, not a curated record